Molecule: messenger RNA, 1689 nt
Organism: Orbicella faveolata
Lineage: Eukaryota; Metazoa; Cnidaria; Anthozoa; Scleractinia; Merulinidae
Molecular function (GO): metal ion binding; ATP binding
Source: RefSeq, a predicted model, not a curated record
UCAGUUCUCGAAAUUUAUACAAGCACUCGACUACGUUUCGGGUUUGCAUAAUUGUCUCAAAUUCUCCGAACCCGUAGUGUUUACAAAGUCUAUGUAAACACGGAAAAGGUACUCUGUUGCUUAACUAUAGACCACUGAGUCGAGAUAGGCCUAACCAUAGCUCAUGCUGGAACUUAACUUUCUUACAGCAAGUGCUUGAAUGGAAGUCGUGGUGCGCAGGUCCGAGUGACUUGGGACUAUGGACGUAACGCCAGAUUGUAAUGUCGCCAAUUUAUGCCAAUUACAACCUUGACAUGCAAAGAACAUGACAGCCAUCAACAAUAACAACUUAGUUACACUAAGUAGCCUUUUAGCCAAAGAUGUCCCUCUGGCGUACAUUCUGCCUGAGCGGCCCUCGACUUUCAACCUGAAAGCAAGUUUCGUGAACGACAAGAAAUACAUUAUCCACGACUACUCUUCGAACAUUACCGCUGACCACAGAUACUUGAAGGCGAUGAGAGCUUGCCCUGUGGCAGGCAAUGAGCUUCCUAUCCUACUGACACGUGCUGUGCAUCCCCGUAUAAGAGAACAUUGGUCUGAAUGGCUUCCUUUCCUCCCUAAACCUGAUAUCAGAAUCUUUGACAAAGAGGACACUAAAACUCGUCCUAUGAUUGUGAACUUUCCUUUUCAAAGUUUUUCCGCCGAUAAACAUGCCGUCGAUCCCGACAUCCACUACGAGCUCAGUUCCAAGACCAGAAUCCCCGAGAUGGGGGCACCGUGCCCUCGGUACAUGUCACGUGACAACUACACUCUUCCAUGCAUGAUCAAAACUACCCAAGGGGUAGGGGGUAGAGGCGUGUUUCUCGCUCGAAACAAAGAUGAAGCUCAGAACGCUUUUCGUGAACUUAAAACCAAUUUCCAUUGCCAGGAACCCGUAAUCACUGAAGUCAUUCAACACAUUAAAGAAUUUCUCAACGUUCAACUCUACCUUUUUCAAAAUGGCGACUUUCAUUGGCUGGGAGUGAGACGAAAAACGGAUACGGCGUUUCGCGAGGUUCACCAAGCUCCUACACCGGAUGUGGACUGGAACGAGCAGAAGCAAUUGAGAAAGUUAGCAUGGGAUGUUGCUUUACCAGUGAUGAGCUAUCUUCACAAACAUGGCUACUUUGGGUUUAUAGGGGUUGAAAUACUGAUCAACAACAAGGGGAAGUUUCUCAUUGAUGUUAACCUCAAGACCUCGGAUUCAACGUAUUUGUUACUUCUGGCUCCUCAUUUAGCGGCGUUUCUAAACUUUCCCGUUUCCAUUGUAGCGGAUAUUCGUCCGACAAGCAUUGAACAGUUGCUUGAAGAAAUACAUAAGGUAAACUGUGAAAAGGAUGGUAGAGUAAUCGUGUUGUCAGGUGAUGAAGAGCGUGGCGAUAAACCAUUGAAAGCAUGCGUGGUUGUAUUCGCCAAGGACGUGGAAACAGCUUUUCUCUUGCAUCGAGAGUUAAUCAACUCGUGUGCAUUGAUAUGCAAUGGCAUCAGUGAUCACAACAGCAAAAAUCCAAACAGAAUGGUGGUGCUAAAUAAGACAUGAAAGCACUCUUAUGAAAAUCGCCGCAAGCAACUUGUUCCUAAGAUUCACGAUCAGUUUAGCAGGACAACAGUUCAGAAAAAUAAUACCUCGUUUUGUCAGAAGUUAGCAUGAGGCCCUGUUAAGGCGGGGAG